Gastrolobium bilobum is the source of this 396-nucleotide messenger RNA. RefSeq lists its product as uncharacterized. The coding region runs from base 1 to 396 and encodes 131 amino acids. Lineage: Eukaryota; Viridiplantae; Streptophyta; Magnoliopsida; Fabales; Fabaceae. The record is from RefSeq and is a predicted model, not a curated record. The transcript has a single exon.
AUGGCCGGAAACUGCAAAGCACCGCGUCUUUCAGCAGUUGCGAUCGCCGUCUUCGCCCUCUGCUUCUUCCCGUCCGUACUGGCCAAAGACGAACCCUCGCCGGUCAUCCGGUUACCGUCCCAAGCCGCCGGCGAAAGCCAGAAUCCGUGCUCUGGGGCAGCGCCGUCGUCGUGCCCAGUUAAGUGCUUCCGGACCGACCCCGUUUGCGGCGUGGACGGCGUGACGUAUUGGUGUGGGUGCGCCGAUGCCGCAUGCGCCGGCGCAAAAGUUUCGAAGUUAGGGUUUUGUGAAGUGGGGAAUGGGGUUUCAGCACCUUUGUCUGGUCAGGCACUGCUGCUUGUGCAUAUUGUGUGGCUCAUUGUGUUGGCCUUCUCCGUUUUCUUUGGUCUUUUCUAA